This is a messenger RNA of Biomphalaria glabrata, 600 nucleotides long. RefSeq lists its product as uncharacterized. The record is from RefSeq and is a predicted model, not a curated record. Gene Ontology annotation, biological process: mismatch repair; DNA replication; base-excision repair. Gene Ontology annotation, cellular component: site of double-strand break; DNA replication factor A complex; nucleus. Lineage: Eukaryota; Metazoa; Mollusca; Gastropoda; Planorbidae. Gene Ontology annotation, molecular function: single-stranded DNA binding; damaged DNA binding. Bases 113 to 475 code for a protein of 120 amino acids. The transcript has 4 exons.
CGACUUCCCGCUAAAUGUUGAUAAACAACAGGGCCUAUUGAAUCUCUAGAUAUACACUGACUCACUGUAGUCUAUUAUACUAAAACUGACUAGAUUGACAGAAUUUCAAAGAAUGUCUUUGAAUGAACAUACACACCCAAGAAUAAAUGGCUCUCUCUUACAGAAUCAUCUCGGAAAAAAUAUCUGCUUGCUUGGAUUAGUUAAAAACGUUGACAGAAGUGGCAAAUCAUUUACAAUGACAACCAGUGACAAGAGUGAUGUUCAAAUACAGUUACAGGAACCACUGAGUCAUUCUUUGUCUGGCUUAGCAGAAAUCCAAGGCAAAGUAAUCUCUCGCAAUACUGUUUCUUGUGAUAAUGUUGUUUCCCUUGCAGAUGCUACUCAGAAUUUCGAUUUUGUACUCUACCAAAAAGCUAUUGAACUAACACAGCGUUGUCCCAACUACUACAUACAAGGUGGUAAUGCAGAAGACUGAUUGAUGACACAUUUUUUCAUUGCAUUUUUUCUUGUUAAUGUAAAUAACAUUUGUCUGGAGGAAGAGUGUAGGCAAUGUGUGAAUGUUUGCUCAGAGAUACAAAUAAAGAAAUUUAAACAAGCUGA